Oppia nitens is the source of this 1479-nucleotide messenger RNA. RefSeq names its product putative ATPase N2B. NCBI's taxonomy places the organism in Eukaryota, Metazoa, Arthropoda, Arachnida, Sarcoptiformes, Oppiidae. Bases 92 to 1465 code for a protein of 457 amino acids. The record is from RefSeq and is a predicted model, not a curated record. Gene Ontology annotation, molecular function: ATP hydrolysis activity; ATP binding. The transcript has 7 exons. Gene Ontology annotation, cellular component: mitochondrion; cytoplasm.
UUAUGACUUAUCAUAUAAUACUGUAUAAUGUAUUUCAUAUAAUAUAAUGUUUUAUAAAUUGUUAAUAAAUUAAUAACAUUUAUUGAUUGUAAUGUCGACUUCAAUGGUUAGACAGUGCACCACAAGUGUCACAAAUGUGAUACGUCUGUUGAAAACUACUAACAACUACUUGAUGGACAUGAAUGGCAUUAUGAGGACAUCCAGCAGACACAAAUCAAGUGGUGAUCCUAAUGACGAUUACAUUAAUUUGGUCACAAUUUAUGAUAAUAACGUUAAGAAAAAUGCAUUGAGAGAAGAUAAUUAUCAACGGGAAAUAGUUGACCACUUGGAGCAACUGAACCGUAAACUAAGGGACUAUAGACCCGAUAAAAAGACAAUUAUGAGCCGAUUGUGGUCAACACCAGUCAAGAAACCAAGAGGUCUUUAUUUGUACGGAUCGGUCGGUUGCGGCAAAACAAUGCUUAUGGAUCUCUUCUAUGAGAACUGUUGUUUGGCCACGAGUUCCAAACGACGCGUCCAUUUCCACUCUUUUAUGAUUGACUUUCAUACCCGUGUCCAUAAGCUCAAGAAACAACAUCAAUCGGAUCGUCGUUUUGAUCCAAUUGCAAGUGUCGCUCAGUCUAUUUGCGACGAUUCAUACUUAUUAUGUUUGGAUGAGUUUCAGGUCACUGAUAUCGGCGAUGCAAUGAUAUUAAAAUUGCUGUUUAACCAGUUGUUUGCUAACGGCAUUAUAAUGGUGGCCACUUCUAAUAGACAUCCCGAUGAUCUAUACCUCAAUGGUCUUCAACGAAGUAAUUUUCUGCCAUUUAUUCCUUUACUAAAGAAUAAUUGUUAUGUAAUAUCAUUGGACUCUGGAAUAGAUUAUCGACAGAAAUCAUUGCCAUCCAAACAAAUUUAUUUUCUUAUAGAAGAAGACGCCGAAAAAGAAUUGCAACGAAUGUUCAAAAUAUUGUCGAGUCGUGAGAACGACACGAUUAGACCAAAAACAGUGACAAUCAAAGAACGUAACGUAACAUUUGCCAAGACUUGCGGCCGAAUAGCUGAUUGUACUUUUGAUGAACUGUGUGAUCGCCCUUUGGGUGCCAUUGAUUACCUAAUGAUGUCUCAACUGUUCCAUACAAUAAUUAUAAGAAAUAUACCACAAAUGAAUUUAUUGAAGAAAACUCAAUGCCGAAGGUUUAUAACACUAAUCGAUACAUUAUAUGAUAAUAGAGUUCGCGUCCUGUUCUCAGCACAAGUGCCUCCUAACCAACUGUUCUUAACCGAUAAAAUAAGCCAUGAAUUAGAUUUGGAGGACGAAAGCCGCAAACUUAUGGAUGAUUUAGGCAUACAAUUGGGAAGUGAACACUCAAAAGCAAAUAUCUUCAGCGGUCAGGAAGAGGUAUUUGCUUUCGAGCGAACCAUAUCUCGAAUCACUGAAAUGCAAACUAAAGAUUAUUGGAACUCAAGAGAAAUCUAUACAUAAUUUUUUUUUCUAUA